CGGAAGCGGCAGGUUGCUUCCUUCUCCUCUGGCUCCCUCCCCGCCUCUCCCUGAGGGAGUGGUGGGAGGGGGAGGGAAGGGCAGAGGGAAGGUAGUGACACGUGUCAAUCAACCCCCCUCCGGGGGGCGCGCGCUCCGGGGCUCGCGCCGAGGGCUCGCGCCCCUGCCUCGUGCCUGCGCUGCUCGUAUGUAAAUGAGGGCGCGUGACGCGGGACGCAGAUGGACAAGGGAAGAGAGAGAAUGGCCGCUGCUGCCGCCGCUGCCGCCGCUGCCGCCGCCGCUCAGUGCCGGAGCCCUCGGUGCGCGGCGGAGAGGAGAGGAUUCCGGCGGGAACUCGACUCUUGGCGCCACCGCCUCAUGCACUGUGUAGGUUUUGAGAGUAUUUUAGAAGGGCUUUAUGGACCACGGCUACGAAGAGACCUCAGUUUAUUUGAAGACUGUGAACCAGAAGAGCUGACUGACUGGUCUAUGGAUGAAAAAUGUUCAUUUUGUAACCUACAGAGAGAAGCAGUCAGUGAUUGUAUACCAUCUCUUGAUUCUUCACAGUCAACACCAACAGAGGAGCUAUCAUCUCAGGGCCAGUCCAACACUGAUAAGAUUGAAUGCCAAGCAGAAAAUUACCUAAAUGCACUCUUUCGAAAGAAAGGGACCUGGAUGAAUCUGGAAACCAUCAUUUUCAACAAAGUGACCCAAGAACAGAAAGCCAAGCACUGUAUGUUCUCACUCAUAGGAUAUCAUGACUAAAACACCAAAAGCAAUGGCAACAACAGCCAGAAUAGACAAGUGGAAUCUAAUUAAACUAAAGAGCUUCUGCACAGCAAAAGAAACCAUCACCAGAGUUAACAGGCAACCUACAGAAUGGGAGAAAAUUUUUGCAGUCUACCCAUCUGACAAAGGGCUAAUAUCCAGAAUCUACAAAGAACUUAAACAAUUUUUUUUUUCGAGACAGAGUUUUACUGUUGUUGCCCAGGCUGGAGUGUAAUAGCACUAUCUCGGCUCACCACAACCUCUGCCUCCCAGGUUCAAGCAGUUCUCCUGCCUCAGCCUCCUGAGUAGCUGGGAUUACAGGUAUGCACCACCACACCCAGCUAAUUUUUGUAUUUUUAGUAAGAGAUGGGGUUUCUCCAUGUUGGUCAGCCUGGUCUUGAACUACCGACCUCAGGUGAUCCGCCUGCCUCGGCCUCCCAAAGUGCUGGGAUUUCAGGUAUGAGCCACUGUGCCUGGCCCAAGAAAUAGAUAUUUAUGGAAUUAUAAGAAGUACAAAUAAUUUGACUUGAAUAAAGAGUUAGGAGAAGAAAGUAUAUUGUACACAGACUUUACAAUAGAGGUAACAGUUGAGCAGAAUUUCCUUAGUAUAAGAAUGCAAAGGAAAAGGGAUAGCUCCUGUAUCGGGGUUCUUGAUUUGAAGUUACUAACUUAGCCCAUGUUAAGAAAAAGGGGGUUAUUGGGAGACUAUUCAGGGUUCUCACAAUUAUCUAAAGGCUAGAGGGCCAACGUUAGCAAAUAAAAAAAACCCAAGAAUACAGAGGAAUGACAGCCAAGGACACAUUGUAAUAAACAAGUCUGCAUAACCUGAGGUUUAUGCUUCCAUAAUGUGUUCGUUUUUCCAAGUCCUAAGAGGAUUCAUUUAAUUGGCCCAUUCUAAAACAUCUGCCUGCCCACCCUUAGCACCACUAUGGCAGAGAAAGAGAGGAGGGAUCUGGCUUCUUCCAUAUUGAGUGUACAUGUAGUUAAAAUAUGAGAAUAGCACUGUAGAAAAUGAAUAUGCCCACACAGACCGGGUUUAUAAAAAAUAAGAUUCUCGAGUUGUCAGGUGAAGUGGGUAUGCUUUUGAUUGUGGUGCUCUCUACAUGCUAUCUAAAACCCUGGAAAAGGGGGAGUUAGGGUACCAAAAUUAGGCGACUUGGUUGCUGGACACUACACAUACAAAACCAGAUGUUCAUUAAACCCCUUCAUUUGCCAAAAACAAGGACGCAUUCUCAGCCCUUAGGCUGCUUAGCCCCUACAGUAUCUGACUUUGUUGAUCAUUCGUUUCUUUCUUGGAAAUGUUCUUUCCUUUGGCCUUUGCUAUACCACUUUCUUUGAUUUCUCUUUACUUCUAUGAAAAUUGUUUCCUGUUUUCUCUUUUCUUUUUUUUUUUUUUUUUUUACCUUUCCUAUGAGGAAGAAGGUAUAAGUUGGGUAAGGUAGAUUGUCUUAUUCUUUGUUUCAUCCCUUAAAUAUUAUUCUUCUCUUGAGGCUCAAUUCUCAGCCUCCUUUUAAUUUAUGGAUUCUCCCUGGACAACCUUAAGCUUCAAGCCCUCACAUCCUAGUGACAGAAAAUCUGCAUUACUAGUCCUGAUUUUUCAAGUUCAUAUUCCUGGCUGCUUCUAGGUUAUCUACUUCCAGAUACAACCCACAAGAAUUUCAAAGGAGGUAGUAUGUGUAACACUGGAAAAUUUUAGUUAUUCCUUUUGACUUCUACUCCUGUCUCCUCCAUUAAAAUAUGAAUUCUUUGAGGACAGAUGCUGUCUUAUAUUUUAUCAUUUUUUUCUAGUACUUAGCACAUAUAUUUAUGCUCAAAACAUGUGUAAUGAAUGUUUCCUAUUCUAGUCUCCAGAAAAAUGAGAAGGUUAAAAUCCUAUUCUAUAGCCCAGUUUCUUAAUAUAAAUAACCCAUACUCCCAGUUACCUUGAUUAGAAACUUCACACUAAAUACUUGUUGAGUAACUAAAUCUACCGGGUCCUCUCAGUCUCAUUGAUUUUACUUAAAAUGUUGUUUAUUUAAUUUACUCUGCAGGUGUUCAUAUUUUCUUGGCUUUACCAUAACCCUCCACAUACUUAUCUUUUCAUUUUCUCCUAAAACAAAGCCACUAUUCCUUUAAAAAACCUUUUACUUGCUGCUGCUGCUUAGUAUCAACACUAAAAUCCAGUUACGUUUAUGUGUACUUCAGUGUUUUUGCUGCUUCCCAUUUCCUCUUUGCUUGAUAAACUCUAAAUCAUCUUUCAAGGAAGAAAUGUUUUAUAUUCUCUGAUCCCUUUCCUGUUUUUCUUUGCACUACCUCCAGGCAAAAAUUAAAGUUUCCUUCUUAGAUUUCCUGUAAUACAUUGUAUAUGAACAUAAAUUAGAUGUGUUUUACCAAAAAGAGAAAGGAUUAUAAGAAACUAAAACCUUUAUCAUGUGGGUAUCUGUUCUACUUGGUGAGAAUACAGCUUAUACAGAUGGUGAUAUGGGAGUAAUGCAUCUGCUGGUCUUUUUAAAAAAAUGUUUUUAUUGUAAAUUGACAAUUUAAAAUUGCAUAAAUUUAUGGGGUACAAAGUGACUUAUGAACACAACUUGGAAUAAUUAAAUCAAGCUAGUUCAUACAUCAUCACUUCAAAUACCUAACUAGUUUUUGUGGUGGCGAUUUACGCUCUUAGUGAUUUUGAAAGGUAUAGUACUCUAUUUUUAACUCUAUUCACCACGUUGUGCAAUAAAUCUAAACAGAAAAAAAAAUCCAUAUUCCUUUUGAGAUGGUGUACCCUUUGACCCUGUCUCCCCAUUACGCCUACCCCCAGCCUUUGUGUUCUACUCUCUAUUCCUUGUAUUCUACUAUUCUACUCUCUGCUUCUUGAAUUUGAUUCUUUUACAUUUCACAUAUAAGUGAAGACAUGAAGUAUUUAUCUUUCUGUGUGGCUUACUGCACUUCAUAUGAUGUUCUGUUCCAUCCAUGUUGUUGCAAAUGACAGAAUUUCCUUCUUUAAGGCUGAAUAGUAUCCCACUGUGUGUGUGUGUUUUCUUUUGUGAUAAUGGUAUGGAUUCUUAUGAUAAUGUGGCUGUAUCCCCUUAACCUCCCUCCACCAAAGAAAACCCUCCUAAAAUGCUAUAAAAGGCCAAGAUCCUAUGAUUCUGUGUUCUUUAUAUUCCUGUGACCUGGCAUAUUCCUCAUUCUGCAUAGACCAUUGAGACCACCAAAUCUGUACAACAAAAAGAAAUUUCAGGAAGCCCAUGUUCACUUACUUUAUCCUUGAUUUUGUACUUAUUCUUUGCAGUCCAUACUCAGUGGUGAAAGAGUAAGCCAAAGUGAAAGCAACGUAAGCAAUGUGUAAAUCUUCAUUCUUGCCAGCCUUUGAACCAACUAGCUCAUAAGCCUUCCAGAAGAAAAAUCGGCAACUGUUAGUAACUUUUGGUAUAAAGUGUGAGAGAGUAAAGAAACGUUUUCUCACUUUUGUUUUUCUGUGUGCUACCAAUUUUUAAAGAUUAGCUUAUUGCUCAGUUGUUAAUGUUGUCCUUAUUCCCUUUGAAGAGUGAAGAGUUGUUUCAUUUAUGAGAUACUGGUUGAGUUACUUUGUUGAGUUGUGGGACCAAGGUUGAUCACUGAACACAUCAAUAAGCUAUAGUGUUGAGUGUUUAGUCUCAAGGAGGACAUUGCUGGUUAUAGUAGGCUACAAUGGAGAUUCAGUAGGGAGAACAAUUUAUGAGCUCUUGAUUCUCUUGUCAUCUCAGGGGUGUUGAAACUGAAGACAAAAUGAGCUGCCAGAUCAGCGGUCCCCAAUGUUUUUGGCACAGGGGACAGGUUUCGUGGAAGACAAUUUUUUCUCAGGCAAGGUGUUGCAGGGAGAUGGUGUCAGGAUAAAACUCUUCUACCUCAGAUCAUCAGUUAUUAGUUAGAUUCACAUAAGGAGCAUGCACACUUCACAACCUAUGAGAAUCUAAGGCAGUUAUGCUCAGUUGCCCGGUUCUUUACAGGGCAUGGACUGGUACCAGUUCGUGCCCUAAAGGUUGUGGACCCCUGCUCUAGAUAUUCUUUCGAGAAGUAUAUAAUCUUUAUAUUGUAUUCUUUCAUACUAGGUUGUUAACUCGUGGAGAGCAGAAAAUACAUAUACUUUCUGAGUAUCUUUUAUUACCCUGAGCAAGUAUCAUAGUUAUAUUAGAGUUUUGAUCAUUGAUUUUUAAUAACUUAUAAAAAUGAAAGAUGAUCUCUACUUGAAAUCUAGCUCUGUGCCUCUGUAAUUAUCCUAUUACAGUAUUUUCUAGGUAAAGGAUUCUUUUUAAUACUCCUUAAUAGUAAUUUGUUUGCAUUUUACUUACAGUCUUAUGCCAUUUAAAAAUUAAAGAUAGAAAAGCAACAUUUGGGAAUGUCUUUUAUGGCUCAUUCUGUAGAUAAAGUAGAGCAACAGUAUGAGUCCUACUAGAUGAUUAUUGAAUCUAAUUCCUCAGUUUACCUUUCUGCUUGUUAUUGUAGCAUUUAGAUAUUUUGCAUGGUCUUAUUGUGACCAGAGAAUAAUACAUUUAAAUCCUAUAGUAGUUCAUAGUGGUCCUUACAAAACUUAAGUAAACUACUAUCCCUAGAAUAGACUUUUUACUCUUAUUUGGUUUCACUCUAUUUUCAAAAUAUUAGAUUUUCUUUGGAAACAGAUCUGCUUUUUAACACUUUUACUUUGUUUUGCAUUUGUUCCUAGGAAUGCCCCAGCUAUAGCAGAUCCAAAAGCUUAUAUAAAAAUUUUGGCAUCUCUUAAGUACCAUACUGUUAUAUUGGUUAUGUUUUAACAAGUCAAAUAUUUGUGGCACUCCUAACUAUAAUUCUCCACAGUAGCCUCUAGACAGUAACUUCAAAGCUGUGUUGAAGGUGGCUGUAAUAGGAAUAAGGCAACAUCUGAAUGACUCCUUUGAUGGGUCAGAGAUUUAUACUACUUAAUAGCAAGUGUCAUCACUGUUGAAGAGGCAAAAACAAACAACAAAAAGUCUAUCACGGGAAAUGAUUCAGCAUUUCAACUAAUUUCUAGUCAAAUUUCCACUACAAUCCUGACUAUUUUGUAGAGAAAUAUGAACAUUGAGAUAAUAUAUUUAGAGUAAAUUGCUUGACUGCUUCCCUAUAAGAAGAAAAUUGUUUACCCUUCCUUUUCAAUUACCAUAAUUAAGUGUUUCAUAUAUUGAGAGUAAGAGGGCAGCUGGAAGACUUGUGCCAUUAUCAUUUAUCUCUUCUGAACUUGUCUUGCAUGGUGGAAUGUAUUGUUAGCUUAUAUAGGAAGUGGAAGCUAGAUGAAGCAGAAUGGGAGUGGAAUGUCUGGGAACAUUGAUACAGAAUAAUUUUUGUGUUGGCAGUCUAUGUUAUGGUGGUUAUCAAUGAUUUCUGAUGGGGAUACAUUUUUAAACAUUUGUUUUCUUUUUCUGAUAAUAUUCAGAAACCUCUGAAUCUUUUCUCCUUAUUUUGCUUGGCAGAUUGCCCUCUGGCCUCUCUUUAUCUACCUCACAGUUAGAAGAAAUGAAGCGGUGAAUAUAGCAUUUUAUCAUUGCAACUUAAAAUCAGCAUAUACUACUUUGCUACUGUAAUUCUCAUGAUACUAUUUAUCUCUUUAAUUUUACUUUCUAGCUCAGAGAUUCUUAUACCUGGGAUUCCCAUAGUUCACCCAAAACUUCAUGGAUAGGAUUUCAUGGGUCCAUGAACUUGAAUGGGUGAAAAAAUUAUGUUUUUUUUCCAUUGACCUUUAGUUGAAAUAUAGCAUUUACUUCAACUGUAAGCAUAGACAACAAACAACAGUGGUAUUAGUAAUACCUGUUCCAGUAAUAGAAAUCAUAAACAUUUUUACAUCAUAUCUUGAGUUAUUUUUUACAUUCUCACUACUUUGAAAUUAUGGUAGAUAUUAGACUUUCUACUAGAUUAUAUAUUUUAAUGCAUUAAAAAGAGGUGUAUAUAUAUUACAUCUUAAUUUUUCGAAACAAAGGUUGACAACUAUAUUUUAAUAUAGUUUGUUUCCUAUAUAUUUAUUCAUUUAAAAACACAGUUCAGAGAAAGAGCCUGUGGGCUUCCCCACACUGCCAGAGGAGUCCUUACACAAAAAUAGUUAAGAAUUCUGUUUUCCAUCUUUAGUAUUUAAUCUUCAUAAUGUCCCUAGAAUGCCAUAUCUUAAGGACAGUGUUCUUAGAUUUUAUAUAUACAGAUAUAUAUAUACACACACACACACAUAUAUAUAAUUAUAUGUACAUAUAUAUGCAAUAUAUAAAUAUACAUGUACAUGUACCUAUACUUUUUUUUUUUCCAGAUUUCACUCCCUCUCCUGGCUUCAACACUUCACUUCUGUUUAGAUGAGCCACCGCCUCUUUCCCGCUUUCAUUACUAUUUUCUAGACACCUCCACGUGUAUAUUUUGGGACAAAUUUUAAGUCACUGAGUCUAAAACUAAACUUAUUUUUCUUUUAAACCUUGUUCUUUUUUUUCCCCCAUGUUCUCCUUUAAUUAGUGCCAUUGACGCUUUCCUAUUCACCCAGAGUUAAAUUGCAAGAAUAAUUCUUGAUUCUUUGUACUUUCUUACUACUUUCUCUAAAAGGAGUUAUAAGAAAUAGCUGGGGAUUAUUAAAGAGGCUGCUGUGAACAUUCUUGUGCAAGUCUUUUUUUAGACAUCUGUUCCAUUUCUCUUGGGAAAAUACCUAGGAGUAGAAUUGCUGGGUUAUAUGAUCAACGUGUAUUUAAAAUAUAUUAUAAAAUAUAAUAGCUAUUUGUAUUAUAAAAUAUAAAAGCUAUUUAUGUUAUAAACUGCCAAACUAUUGUAGAAAAUGUAUUCUUUGAGUCUUAAUAGCAAUAUGUAAGAGUUACAGUUCCUCCACAUGCCUGUGAGCAAUUAGUGUUAUCAGUCUGUUACUAGCUAUUCUAGUGGGUGUGAAAUGGUAUCUCAUUUUGCUUUAAAUUGCAUUUCCCUGGUGACUAAUGAUAUUCAGCAUGUUUUCCAGUUUUUAUAGACAAUUCAUAUAUCUUCCUUUUUAAAGGAUCUGUUCAAGUCAUUUGCCCAUUUUUAAUUGGGCUUUCUUUUGAUUUGUAGGUGUUCGUUAUAGAUUCUGGAUAAAAGUCCUUUGUCAGAUAAUUACUAAUGUUUUAUGUUUGUUGAAUAGUGCUUUAGCCUGGUUGAAGGUCUUUUAUAUACUUUGUCCCUAAUUAGUUGGGUAGAUUAAUCUUGUGAGGUUGAAAAUGUUUAAGUUCUGAUGCCCUCCCUGGGGUAGGUAAAGAAACUAGACACAUGGAAGAAACUAAAUAAGACUAAGACAACUAAGAAAAUAAGAAAGGGGAACUCUGAAAGAGAUUGAGAAAGACUUAGCAACUUUACAUUUUGAAUGGUUGAAUGGGUUAUAAAAGUUGUUUUAUCUUCUAAAUUGUAUAGUAAAUUAGGCUUUAGACACAGUUAUAAAAUGAAAUUAAACUAUACUCACAAGGUCAUUAUAGGGUCUGUAAAGAGUAUUAAUAUGUAAUAUCAAGGUAGCCCAGUAGGAUACAAGGUUAAAUUUAUAACGCUGAAGUCUCCUUUUAUUUCUGCCACGUGUAAACAUAUAACCUACUUUGAAAAUUAUAUUAAAAUUCUAAAUAUGUUUAUAAAUGUGCAGCACAGGUGAAAUGACUCUUUUGGUGCUUCAGUUCUAGAUAUAAAAGUAGACCAGACUUUGUUCUAUUGUAUUGCCUUUAGUUCCUCUUUUAAUUUGAAAAAUAUGCAGCUAGGCUUACCAAUAGAUAAAAGUAGUAAUUAAUAUAAUGACUUAAAAUUUUUCUUUUUAUAUGUCUUGAAUAUGCCUCUUUGUUAUGGGGACAAUGGUGGGUGCUGCUGUUUCCCUUUUGGUGUUCUAAGUAUCAUACUUGCUAGUAUGUUUCUAUGGAGAAUGAUGUGAAAAAAGAGAAGAAAUCUAAAUCUGUAAGCUUUUCCAUUUACUGCCUUUAUCACAGGAGAUUUUGAUAAGGGAAGAAUGAAAUUAUUCAUGAAAAUCAGUUGUUUAUUUGAAUUUGAGCAGUUCAGAUUAUUGCCAUUCUUAUAUUCUACUUGACAAAUGCUUUAAAAAGUUGGAUUUAUUAAUAUUACUCUUUAUAUUGAGGGAUUACCAGAUUUUUAUGAUAUAAUACAAUGGAUGUGGAAAAUAACACUUUUUAUUACAGAGCUCUGCCUUUUUACUGUUUUUCCCCCAGUUGUCUGACAUAGUAUAGCUGCUAGAGCUUGUUUUGUUAGAUGUAUCUAGCAGUGGAAGCAUAUUAUAAUGUGCUAGAAAAAUAGUUGCAAUAGAAUGUUGGCAAAAUUUGUCAGAAAACUUGGAAAUGACUAAAAUGUUAACCCAGAGCAGUGUUAUAUUGGCAUUAAGGAAUGGGUACAAGAAACAGAGACCCACCUAAGCUGGGGAUGAAUACCUCUGAAUUGUUCAGGAGGAUUAUGGGGGCAUCUCAUAUAUAUGAUUUCAUAAAUUUGUUAACCCUGUAUGUAAAUUACAUAAGUUUAUGAAAUGUAUAUAAUGCAUUAUGAAACUCUUGCGGAAUAAGGAAAAGUAACGCAUCAGUAUCAAGCUUAUUGACUUAAAUAUUUGUUCAACUUAACCUAUUUUACAUCGUACUGUUGGAGGUGAUUGGGAACUUCCUACAAUAUUCUGUGUGAAGAGAUUUGGACUUGGGGGAAACUGAAAUGAUCUUUGCUAAUUAAACUAAGUUAUUGUGCUAUCCCUACUAUAAAAAAAUCCAAAGGGGAGGGAAGGAUAGAAUUACAAACACAUAUGUGAAAAGGAAAAUGAUACGUAAAUGUUCUUCCUUAACAUCUUCUUGAAUAUAGGUAUCUCUCUUUGUUUCAACUUUCAUUAUCUAAACUCAGGAAUUAAGUAAGUUCAGAUAAAUUUUCUAUAUAUAUAUAUAUAUUUUAUUGCACUUUAAGUACAUAUAUGGCAAUGUGGUUUGCUGCCUCCCUAUCACCUAUAUCUGGCAUUUCUCCCCAUGUUAUCCCUCCCCAACUCCUUACCCAUCGCUGUCCCUCCCCAGUCCCCCCAGCAGACCUCAGUGUGUGAUGCUCCCUCCCUGUGUCCAUGUGUUCUCAUGCUUCGACACCUUCCUAUAAGUGAGAACAUGUGGUGUUUGAUUUUCUGUUCUUGUGUCAGUUUGCUGAGAAUGAUGGUUUCCAGGUUCAUCCAUGUCCCUACAAAGGACAUGAACUCAUCAUUUUUUAUGGCUGCACAGUAUUCCAUGAUGCAUAUAUGCCACAUUUUCCCUGUUCAGUAUAUCAUCAAUGUACAUUUGGGUUGGUUCUAGAUCUUUGCUAUUGUAAACAGUGCCGCAGUGAAGAUACGUGUGCAUGUGUCUUUAUAAUAGAAGGAUUUCUAAUCCUUUGGCUAUAUACCUAGUAAUGUGAUUGCUAGAUCAAGUGUAAUUUCUUUUUCUAAGUCCCAGAGAAAUUGCCACAAUGUCUUUCACAAUGGUUAAACUAAUUUACCCUCGCAUCAACAAUGUAAAAGUGUUCCUAUUUCUCCACAUCUUCUCCAACAUCUGUUAUCUCCAGAUUUUUUAAUGAUCGCCAUUCUAACUGGCAUGAGAUGGUAUCUCAAAGUGGUUUUGAUUUAUUUGCAUUUCUCUAAUGACCAGUGCUGAUGAGCAUUUUUUCAUGUUUUUUGGCCUCAUAUAUGUCUUCUUUUGAAAAGUGUUUGUUCGUAUCCUUUGCCUACUUUUGGAUGGGCUUGUUUGUUUGUUUCUUGUAAAUCUGUUUUAAUUCUUUGUAGAUUCUGGAUAUUAGCCCUUUGUCAGAUGGGUAGAUUGCAAAAAUUUUUUCCCAUUCUGUUCGUUGCCAGUUCGCUCUAGUGAUUGUUUUGGUUGCUGUGCAGAAGCUCUGGAGUUUAAUUACAUCCCAUUUGUCUAUUUUGGCUUUUGUUGCCAAUGCUUUUGGUGUUUUAGUCAUGAAGUCCUUGCCUAUGCUGUGUCCUGAAUGGUUUUACAUAGGUUUUCUUCUAGGAUUUUUAUGGCGUUAGGUCUUAUGUUCAAGUCUUUAAUCCAUCUGGAGUUAAUUUUAGUGUAAGAUGUCAGGAAGGGGUCCAGUUUCUGCUUUCUGCACACUGCUAGCCAGUUUUCCCAAUACCAUUUAUUAAACAGGGAAUCCCUUCCCCAUUGCUUGUUUUUAUCAGGUUUGUCAAAGAUCAGAUGGUUGUAGAUAUUUGGCGUUUUCCUCCAAGGCCUCUGUUCUGUUCCAUUGGUUUAUGUCUUUGUUUUGGUACCAGUACCAUGCUGUUUUGAUUACAGUAGCCUUCUUCGUAUAGUUUGAAGUCAGGUAGCAUGUUGCCUCCAGCUUUGUUCUUUUUGCUUAGAACGAACUUGGCCAUGCGGGCUCUCUUUUGGUUUCAUAUGAAAUUUAAGGUGGUUUUUCCAUUUCUCUGAGGAGGGUCAUAGGUAGCUUGAUGGGGAUAGCAUUGACUCUAUAAAUUACAUUGGGCAGUAUGGCCAUUUUCACAAUACUGAAUCUUUCUAACCAUGAGCAUGAAAUGUUUUUCCAUCUGUUUGUGUCCUCUCUUAUUUCCUUGAGCAGUGGUUGUAGUUUACCUUAAAGAGGUCCUUUACAUCCUUUUUAAGUUGUAUUCCUAGGUAUUUUAUUCUCUUUGUAGCAAUUGUGAAUGGCAGUUCAUUCUUGAUUUGGCUCUCUUUAAGUCUGUUAUUGGUGUAUAGGAAUGCUUGUGAUUUGUGCACGUUGAUUUUGUAUCCUGAGACUUUGCUGAAGUUGCUUAUCAGUUUCAGGAGAUUUUGGGCUGAGACGAUGGGAUCUUCUAAAUAUACAAUCAUGUUGUCUGCAAAUACAGACAAUUUGACUUCCUCUUUUCCUAAUUGAAUACCCUUUAUUUCUUUUUCUUGCCUGAUUCCUUUGGCUAGAACUUCCAAUACUGUAUUGAAUAGGAGUGGUGAGAGAGGGCAUCCUUGUCUAGUGCCAGAUUUCAAAGGGAAUGCUUCCAGUUUUUGCCCAUUCAGUAUGAUACUGACUGUGGGUUUGUCGUAAAUAAUUUUUAUUAUUUUGAGAUACGUUCCAUCGAUACCUAGUUUAUUGAGAGUUUUUAGUGUAAGGGGCUGUUGAAUUUUGUUGAAGGCCUUCUCUGCAUCUAUUGAGAUAAUCAUGUGGUUGUUGUAUUUGGUUCUGUUUAUUUGGUGAAUUACGUUUAUAGACUUGUGUAUGUUGAACCAGCCUUGCAUCCCCAGGAUGAAGCCUACUUGAUCGUGAUGGAUAAGCUUUUUGAUGUGCUGUUGCACUGGGUUUGCUGGUAUUUUAUUGAAGAUUUUUGCAUCUAUGUUCAUCGUGGAUAUUGGCCUGAAGUUUUCCUUUUUUGUUGAGUCUGCCGAGUUUUGGUAUCGGGAUGAUGUUGGUCCCAUAAAAUGAUUUGGGAAGGAUUCCCUCGUUUUGGAUUGUUUGGAGUAGUUGCAAAAGGAGUGGUACCAGCUUGUCUUUGUAUGGUAGAAAUCAGUUGUGAACCCAUCUGGACCUGGGCUUUUUUUAGUUGGUAGGCUAUUAAUUGCUGCCUCAACCUCAGCCCUUGUUAUUGGUCUCUCAGGGUUUCCACUUCUUCCUGGUUUAGGAUUGGGAGGGUGCAAGUGUCCAGGAAUUUAUCCAUUUCUUCCAGGUUUACUGGUGUAUGUGCACAGAGUUGUUUCUAGUAAUCUUUGAUGGUAGUUUAUACUUCUGUGGCAUCGGUGGUGAUAUCCCCUUUAUUGUUUUAUUGCAUCUAUUUGAUUCUUCUCUUUCCUUUUUUAAUCUGGCUAGUGGUCUAUUUUGUUGAUCUUUUCAAAAGUCAGCUCCUGGAUUUAUUAAAUUUUUGAAGGGUUUUUUGUGUCUAUAUCUCCUUCAUUUCUUUUCUGAUCUUAGUUAUUUCUUGUCUUCUGCUAGCUUUUGAGUUUUUUUUAUCUUGCUCCUUUAGCUCUUUCAAUUUUGAUGUUAGGGUGUUGAUUUGAGAUCUUUCCUUGCUUCUCAUGUGGGCAUUUAUUGCUAUAUAUUUUCCUCUAGACACUGCCUUAAAUGUAUCCCAGAGAUUCUGGUACAUUGUGUCUUCGUUCUCGUUGAUUUUGAAGAACAUCUUUAUUUCUGCCUUUAUUUUGUUGUUUAUCCAGUCAACAUUCAAGAGCCAGUUGCUCAGUUUCCAUGAAGUUGUGCAAUUCUGAGUUAGUUUCUUAAUUCUGAGUUCUAAUUUAAUUGCAGUGUGGUCUUAGAGACUGUUUGUUAUGGUCUCCUUUUGCAUUUGCUGAGGAGUGAUUUACUUCCAAUUAUGUGGUCAGUUUUAGAGUAGGUGUGAUGUGGUGCUGAGAAGAAUGUGUAUUUUGUGGAUUUGGGAUAGAGAGUUCUGUAAAUGUUUAUUAGGUUUGCUUGGCCCAGAUCUGAGUUCAAAUCCUGGAUAUCCUUGUUAAUUUUCUGUCUCUUGACCUGUCUAAUAUUGACAGUGGAGUGUGAAAGUCUCCCACUAUUACUGUGUGGGAGUCUAAGUCUCUUUGUAGGUUGUUAUGAACUUGCUUUAUUUAUCUGGAUGCUCCUGUUUUGGGUGCAUAUAUAUUUAGGAUUCUUAGCUCUUCUUGUUGCAUUGAUACUUUUACCAUUAUGUAAUGUCCUUCUUUGCCUCUUUUGAUCUUUGUUAUUUUAAAGUCUAUUUUAUCAGAGACUAGGAUUGCAACUCCUGCUUUUUUUUUUGGCUGUCCAUUUGCUUGAUAUAUCUUUCUCCAUCCCUUUAUUUUGAACCUCUGUGUAUCCUUGCAUGUGAGAUGGGUUUCCUGGAUACAGCACACCGAUGGUUUUUGACUUUUUAUCCAAUUUGUCAGUCUCUGUCUUUUGAUUGGGGCAUUUAGCCCAUUCACAUUUAAGGUUAAUAUUGUUAUGUGUGAAUUUGAUUCCUGCCAUUUUGAUGCUAGCUGGCUGUUUUGCCCAAUAGUUGAUGCAGUUUCUUCAUUGUGUUGAUGCUCUUUACCAUUUGUUACGUUUUUGGAGGGGCUAAUACCGGUGUUCCUCUCUAUGUUUAAUGCUUCUUUCAGGAGCUCUUGUAAGGCAGGCCUGGUGGUGAUGAAAUCUCUGAGCAACUGCUUGUUCGUAAAGGAUUUUAUUUCUCCUUCACUUAUGAAGUUUAGUUUGGCUGGAUAUGAAAUUCUAGGUUGAAACUUCUUUUCUUCAAGGAUGUUGAAUAUUGGCCCCCACUCUCUUCUGGCUUCUAGGGUUUCUGCAGAGAGCUCUGCUGUGAGUCUGAUGGGCUUCCCUUUGUGGGUAAUCCGACUUUUCUUUCUGGCUGCCCUUAACAUUUUUUCCUUCAUUUCAACCCUGGUGAAUCUGACAAUUAUGUGCCUUGGGGUUGCUCUUCUUGAGGAAUAUCUUUUUGGUGUUUUCUGUAUUUCCUGGACUUGAAUAUUGGCAUGCGUUGCUAAUUUGGGGAAGUUCUCCUGGAUAAUAUCCUGAAGAGUAUUUUCCAGCUUGUAUUCAUUCUCUCCGUCACAUUCAGGCACACCUGUCAAAUGUAGAUUAGGUCGUUUCACGUAAUCCCUUUAUUUCUUGGAGGCUUUGUUCAUUUCUUUUUACUCUUUUUUCUCUAAUCUUGCCUUCUUGUUUUAUUUCAUUGAGUUGAUCUUUAGUCUCUGAUAUCCUUUCUUCUGCUUGGUCAAUUUGGCUAUUGAAACUUGUGUAUAUUUCACGAAGCUCUCAUGUUGUGUUUUUCAGCUCCAUCAAUUCAUUUAUAUUCUUUUCUACACUAUUUAUUCUCUUUAGCAUUGUCUCAAACCUUUUUUACAAGUUCUUAGUUUCUUUGCAUUGGGUUGGAAUAUGUUCUUUUAGCUCAGAGAAGUUUGUUGUUACCCUCUUUGGAAGCCUGUUACUUCUGUCAAUUCAUCAGACUCAUUCUCCAUCCUGCCUGUUCCCUUGCUGGUGAGAAGUUGUGAUCCCUUGGAGAAGGAGAGGCAUUCUGGUUUUGGGUGUUUUCAUCCUUUUUGCACUGGUUUUUUCCCAUCUGUGUGGAUUACCUGUAGUUGUUAUAGUUGGUGAUUUUCAGAUGGGGUCUCUGAGUCGACGUUCUUUUUGUUGAUGUCACAGUUACUUCUCUCUGUUUUUUAGUUUUCCUUCUAACAGGCCCCUCUGCUAUAGGUCUGCUGGAGGCCUACUCCAGACCCUACUUGCCUGGGGAUCACCUGCAGCAGCUGCAGAACAGUAAGGGUUGCUGCCAGUUUCUUUUUCUCUUAUCUUUGUCCCAGAAGGAUACCUGCCAGAUGUCCACCUGAGCUCUUCUCUAUGAGGUGUCUCUUUGGAUAUACAGGGGUCGGGGUGCUGCUUGAGGAAACAAUCUGUUCCUUACAGGAGCUCAAGUGCUGAGCUGUGAGCUCUAUUGUUCCCUUCAGAGCUGCUGGGCAGGUACAUUUAAGUCUGCUGCAGUGGAACCCAUAACCACCUUUUUUUCCCAGGUGUUCUGUCCUGGGAAGGUGGGGCUUUAUUUAUAAGUUCCUGACGUGCUGCUGCCUUUUUUCAGAGAUGCCCCGCCCAGUGGGGAGGUAGCCUAGUUCACAGUUUGCCAGUAGAGGUGUUGCUGAGCUGCUAUGGGCUCUGCCCAGCUGCUAUGUGAACUUCCUUGCGGUUUUGUUUAUAGAGGUUUAGUUAGAACUGCCUUGGUAAUGAAAAUCUCCCUCAGUAAUGGUGAGCUGUCUCUGUAAUGGCAGACCACCUGGGUAAUGGUGGAUGCCCUUUUACCCGCAGAGCUAGACCGUCCCAGGUCCAGCUGUGCUUGCUGUGAAACUCUCAAUCCAGAGCGUUUCAGAUUGCUGGCCUUGUGGAGAUAAGACCCGCUGAGCCAGAUCACCUGGCUCCCUGUUUCAGCUCCCUUUUUUUCAGUCAAAUGGGUGACUGUCUCCUAGGUAUUCCAGGUGCCAGUUGAAAAGGCACGCAGAUUUGUGUGAGUUUUUAUGUGGAGACCUGUUGCACCAGCUGAAACAGCCGUGCUGGAGACUCAUGGCGCUUUUCCACCCAGGAAUCUCCUGGAUUUGGGGCAGUAAAAAUUCAUUUGGAAAUGCAGUGGUCACUCACCCUCUGUGUUCUCACUGGGAACUGCACUCCAGAGCUGUUCCUAUUUGGCCAUCUUGGAUAAAUUUUCAAAGAAAGUCCUUGCUAUUGAAAAUUCAGAAACCAAAUAGAUUUAGAUUCUGCAGUAUCCUUUUGCUAUCUGAGCAUUCUCUUCAAACUAUUUGUACUCAAGAACUAAAUAGGUUUGAAUAAAAAGCAAUACAGGUUUUAUUGUUUUUGUUGAUGAGACCUCAUCAUCUGGUGGAAAAAAAUAAUGUACUGAGAGAUAGAAAACCAGUGUUCUCAGCUCUGCCAUUAUGCCACUAUCUCUGAUUUUAUGUUUCUGGAUCCUUGUUUCUUUUUUUUUUUUUGUCAUUAUAAGACUGGAUUCUAUUUUAUGUAAAAUCUGGUAGAUCAGAAUUUUAGUAGUCCUGAAAAGUGGAUAAAAGUUUAGGAGCUAUUUUUAACAUUUCAAAAAGCCUUAAGACAUUAUAUAAUUAUCUCCACUAAGACUGUAGGUCAAACACAUUAAUAUUAUAUUUGGAUCAAAUUGAUAUUACUCUUUAUAAAAAUUACCACGCCAAGCUACUUGCUUCUUAUUGACAGUGUCUUUGAAUCAGAAGUAGGGAAUUAGAAAAGAUUGGAAAUCAUUAGCUAUAUAUUUCCCAGUGUGUAUUUCCAAAGGUAUAGGUGAAUAGUUUACUCUUAUAAGUUAAGAUUAGUAUGCUUAUUUAAUACUUCUGGACAAAUCAGACAUCUUUCAGUUGUCAUAGUUCUUUUAUCACCCAGUAAUGGGUCAUAUACGUCAGAGGAUUUAAUUCCAAAAUUGCUUUUCAAUUACUGUAUACCUACACUUAAUUUCAUUCCAUGUUUUUGUUGUUUUUCAACUGCAGUUAAAUUGUGUUCUAAAAAUUUAUUGAUCAUGUCAGUCUGUUUGCAUUGCCAAAAAGGAAUAACUAAGACUGGGUGAUUUAUAAAGAGGUUUAUUUUGACUCACAGUUCUACGGGCAGCACAAGAAGUGUGGUGCCAGUGUCCACUUCUGGUGAGAGCCUCAGGGAGCUUAUAGUCAUGCCAGAAGACAGAGCAGGAGCUGGUGUAUCACAUGGUGAGGGAUGAAGAAUGAGAGAGAAAGGGAGAGGGAGGAAAGGAGAAAGGUACAAGCUCUUUAAAACAGCCAAAUUUCACGUGAACUCAUAGAGUGAGAAUUCACUCAUUACUGCGAGGUUAGCACCAAGCUAUCUUUGAGGGAUCUGACCCAUAACCCAAACACCUCCCAUUAGAUCCACCUUUAACAUUGCAGGUCACAUUUCAACAUGAGAUUUGGAGGGGACAAAACAUCUAAACCAUAUUACUGAUUAAUUCAUUUGGAACUCUGGGUAAUAUUUUUUUUCAUGGAAAUACAUGUUGAGUAGUCAUUCAUUUCCAAGGUACAAAAGACUGUAAUGGCAAUUAAUGGUUAAUAUAUUUGAUUUGUGUUGUUUCAGCACUGCCAUCAUUGAUAAUUUGUUUUCUGAGAAUUGGAUUCUAAAUCUGGAAGAACAAGAAUGUAUUUCAGUCUUCUCUCCAGAUGUUACUUCUAUUUCUUUUUACUUGUUCUAUACCUACCAAAGUGGCCAUAUAUAGUAUUGGGACUUCAUUAAUGGGCAAAAUAUAUAAUAACCAGGCAUCUGUAUAAAAUCACUUUUUUUUUUAGUUAGCACUGCUUGAUUUGUUCUCUAUGAAACUGCAUAUUGAGUAUGUCAGUUUGAAUGCCGGUGAGUGGGCAAUUAGUUACAGAGUGGCUAAUUAAUUAGUUUUCACCCUCUGUAUUUUAGAAAGACUUAAUACUUUAUUCUGUCCUAGCCUGAGGAGAAAAUAUAUUUUAAAAUACCUUGAUACUAUGUUUCGUGAAUGCUUUUAAUCUGUGGAGAAAAACAGUUUUACUAAUGAGAUACUCACUGGUAGUAAAGAAGUGCAAAAUGAAGGUGCUAUGUGGUUGUCAAAAUGUGAGUUGGAAUUUAAAAAUUCGCCAGUAAUGUAGAAUUACUGUUGCUCCAUAAUUCUGCAGAUCUGCAUUCCUACAUUUCCAUGAUUAUUUACUUACUGAAUGAUAAAACUUGCAGCUAAAUUUGUCUUCAACACACCUUUCUCAGAGCAUCAAUUAUAUUAUUCAUUAAUGAAUAAAUAGGAUCUCGAGCAUGUAUCAACAUCAGAACUAAGCAUUAUGAAUUAUACAGUGCAUCUAGUGAUUUCUUAUUUCAAAAGAUCUCUGGUGCCAUCUACUGAAUGCUUUUUAAAGGAAAAAAACAUGAAGUCAAAUACUAGAUUUUCACUUAAUUCAAUUUUUUGUUUUGUUUUAAUUUUCAAUUAAUAGGACAGAUUUAGGUUUAUAGAAGAACUAAACAGGAAGUAAAGAAUUCCCAUAUAAUCACUUCGCCCAUCCCCUCAGUUUCCCCAGUAACACCUUUCCUUGGUGUAUUUCAUUUGCUACAAUUGAUGAACAAAAUAUUGAUACAUUAUUGUUAACUAAAGUUCAUAGUUUACAUUAGGAUCCUUUUGCAUAUGUUUUACGGUUCUAUAGGUUUGCCAAAUACAUAGUCAUGUAUCCUUCAUUACAGUAUCAUCAUAAUAUAUCACUUCCCUAAAAAUCCCUGUAUCCCAUGAAAAAAUCCCUGAAGUCUGAGUACUUGAUACUAGGAAAUAAAAAAGAAGAGCCUUAAAAUCACAGGAUCAGAGGUAGCAGUCUUGGCAAGGUACCUUUUCUGAAGAAGACAAGAGUGAUUUAGAAGGAAUAUUACUUAGAAUCUUGUUAAUAAAUGAAAUAAAUUAAGGGUCCUGUAGAAACAAAAGAGAAUCACAAAACUGAAAGCACAUCAACCCUUCAUUCUACUCUACCAUUCAAAAUGCACUAUUAAUUAAAGAAAAUAUACUAUACUAGCAUAAGGAUUAUUUUCAUCCAGAUUCUUUCUGUAUACGGCAGUUUUUUGUGUAUAACAGUAAUUGCUGGUUUGGGAAUAUAAAGUAAUUCAAAUUGAAUAGAAUAUAGGACAUAAGAAAUUCUCUCUAAAAACAAAACAAGUAGAAAAACAGAAGAAUGAUACAUCAUCAUAACACUUCAAAGUGAAUUGUAUAUUCUUAAAAGAAGCACUGACAGAUAUGAUAAAACACCUGAUAAAAAAUCUAGAUAUUCAAAAAGAAACAGAUGAAAAGGAAGAUGGGAACUGAGACUUAACUUAGGAAUGUAAUUUUAGAAAAAGAAAUCCUCUUAAAAAUAAAGGCUUAAUUUCAAAGGAGAACAGACUUGACUAAGAAUAUAAGAGUCUUUGGAGAAAGCUAUGAAAAUGGCAAAGAGAAUGAAAAUGAAAUAAAAUUGUAGAAACAGUAGAGAAAAAAAGUUGUUGGUAAAACAAUGAUCGAACAACAAAAAAUUCAGUACAGGUAUAAUGGGAGCCCCAAAGAAAAAAACAAAAUAGUGGAACAUAUUGAAACUAUAAUUUGAGAAAACUUUCCAGAAAUACAUUUGAAACUAUAUAGCUCACUAUGUACCUUGGAUAAUUGACACAGAGUAGCAAACUUUGAGACAUCUGGUAAAACUAUGAUAAUUUUAAGAAGGGAAACCCAAUGGACCUCAAGACAGAAAUACUAAGUCACAAAGAUAAAAAUCAGAUAAAUCAAAAUUCUCAACAAGAACAUUUAAAGAAAGACAACCCCAGAGCAACAUUUUCAAAGAAGUUAAAGAAUAAGUGAAACUUUUGUGUGCAGUCAAGUUGUAUUUCAUGUAUGACAGUGGUCAAAACAUAAUUAAACAUGCAAAAGCUAAAUAAAUACUGUAUUUAAAGUACUACUGGAAUAAUCUGGAGAUGUAGUCAGCAAACACUUUCUGUAAAGGACACAGAGAGUAAAUAUUGUCGAUUUUGCAGGCAAUAUGGUCUCUAUUACAGUUUUCCAUAUUUGCCAUUAUAACAAAAAUAUCCAUAGACAGCAUAUUAAUGAAUUAGUAUGGGUGUGUUUCAAUAAAACUUUAUCUACAAAAGAUGAUGGGCCACAUAUAUCCCCUACUUGCCCACCCUCAUACUCAAUGGAAUAUUUCAUGCAAUUAAUAAAUGGCAAAAGGAGUGAUUGUGAGCAUUGGCCAUAUGUUAUCUAAGGCUAAAGCAGAGUGAAGGUUGAGAAGAGUGGGAAAUGAAGUAGGAAAAAUUCACUGAGUGUCACAUAGGUAUUGUGUAGGAAUCAAAGGUAUCAUUUGAAACCUGCAUACCAAACAACCUAACUAAGGAAAAGGGGAACUAAUGGCAUCAUAAGAAGUAGUAGGUAAAACUGGUAAUCAAUAAAAAGAUGAACUAUCUUAAAUACUGAAAAUUUUACAAAGCAAAGAAAAUGGACCACAUGAAGAAAGAAAAAUUAAAAAUUCUGUAAGCUGACACUAAUAUAUGAGUCAUUGUAGGACGUGUAAAAACACUGAACUCACCUAUUGAACAGAUGGCCAGAAUGGUUCAUGAAGCAAGACUCGGGUUUGAGCUGUAUAUAUUCAGAAGAAAACAAAAUAAUUUUAAAAGACUAAAAGGAGUGAGAAAAGGUAUGGACAGCAAAUGAAAACAAUAAAGAAAGCAAGAUCAAUUCUGAUGUCAGCCAGGGUAAAAAUUAGAGGGGGGAAAGGGCUACUUCAUAGUGUUAAAGACUAUAAAUCAUAAUGUAGAUGUAACAUCUGCUAGUAUUUGUGUAUCAGAUAACAUUAGCAACCAUUUUCAUAAACAGAAACUACAGAGAAUUUAGAAGGACAAAUACACAGAAUUAACACAUCAUUUUUAGUCCAAGAUAAGUGAAGUGAAUCUAAAAUAAGUGAGGAUAUAAAAGACCUAAAAGCACAGCCAGGGAUAUUUUAUGAAUAUAUAUUGAACUCGAUUCUCAAAUAACAUGAAAUAUAAUUUCUUCCCAAGAAUACAUAGAAUAUUCACCAAAAAAAUUUUAUAUAUUGUCAAAAAGAAAUCCUAAGUUCCAUAAAGUAGAAAUAAUACCAAAAAAAUUUUUUAUUAUACUGCAAUAAAGAUGGACAUCAAUAACAAAACAUUUUAAAAAUCUUAUUUACCUGCAUUGUAAAUGCUCUUUUAAGCAAUUUUAGGAGUAAAGUGAAGAAAGCAAAGUUUCAGAAUUUCUAAAGACUCAACAGCCUUAUGUAUUUACAGCCAUUAAUUAAAGAAAAAUAAGUUACAUUUUCAUCAAAAGAAAGCUAGGAAACAUCACAAAUAAGAAUAAAGAACAAUGAAGGAAAUAAUAAAGAUUAAAGCAAAAAAUUAAUGAGCUUGAAGUCAAAAACAAUAGUACUAAAAAGUAAGUUUAAAAAAAUUGGUUCUUUGAAAAAGUCAACGAAGUAGACAGACCACUAGUUAACCUAAUUGGUAGGGGUAGGAAUGGGAGGAAGAGAAGAGGGUAACAAAGAAAGUAGUAAAAUGUAAGACAUGACAAGGGGAGGAUAACUAUUGAAACAGAUAAUUUUUAAAAUGAUUUUAUUUUGCACAACUUAGGUGAAAUGGGUUAUUUCCUUGGAAAAUCCACUUUGUUAAAAUUGUCCCAGAAGAAAUGGAAAAGUUAAAUAGAUCAGUUUUUUCUGAAGAAAUAUGAAAAGGCAUAAAGAAAGCUCACUAAAAGCACCAAGCUCAGAAGAUUUCACAGGAAUAUUUUAACAAAACUUUUAAGAUCAGAUCAUCUCAAUGCUUUAUAAAUUUUUCCAGAACAUGGAAGAAGACAGUUUUCAAAUUAUUUUUGAGUAUGGUAUUAAUCUAGAUAAAAAUCAUAUGAAGAUCACACCACAGGUACAUACACAUGACUACAGAACAAUUUCACGUGUAUCAGUAUACAAAAGCAUCAAACAGAAUCCUAAGCUACAUUAAGAAAAUGAUACAUGACAGUCAUGACAUUUAUUCCAGUAAUGCAAAAGUAGUUCAAUUUUAGGAAAUCAUUUGAUAUUAUUUACUUGUUAUUCUAAAGAGGAACAAAAAAUGAAUAUUCAGGAAAACAGGAAUUGAUUUUUUUUUUAAUGUAAAACACAUAUAUCCUAGGUUUAAAUCAAACAUAAUACUUAAUAUGGAAACACCAAGCAGCAUUCUAACUAAAACUGGAACAAACAUUAUUCUCCUCUUCCCCUGCUAUUUAACACUGUAUUCAAGUUUUGGGCUUGUGCAGUUAAACAGUAGAAAACUCUACUUUGUGUUUGUGUAUGGAAAUGGAGUCUCACUAUGUUGCUCAGGCUGGACAAAUACCUGGGGUCAAGCAGUCUUCCCGUCUGAGUCUCCUGAGUAGCUAGGGCUGCAUGCAUUCACCACUUCCUCUGUGUUAUAUUUACGUUUUUGAGGAACAGCUGAUCUGUUUUCCAAAGUAGCUGUAGCAUUUUGCAUUACUACCAACAUUUCAUAUCCUCCAUAACACUUGUUAUUAUCUACAUUCGUUUUUAUUAUAGUUAUCUUACUGGGUAUGAAAUAGUAUCUCAAUGUUUUGAUUUUCAUUUUCCCAGUGACUAAUCAUGCUAAGCAUCUUUUCAUGUACUUAACAAGCCAUUAGUAACAUCGUCUCUGUAGACAUGUCUAUUCAGAUCAUUUGCCCAUUUUUAAAAUUUAGCAUGUCUUUGUUGAAUUGUGAGAGUUCUUCAUAUAUGGUGGAUAUUGGACCCUAGUAAGACAUAUGGUUUAGAAAUAUUUUUUUCUCAUUGUGUGGACUUCGUUUCUUGAUAGUGUCCUUUGAAGCUUAAAAUGUUUAAUUUUCAUGAAGUUGUAUUUAUCCAUUUUGUUCUUGUUUGUGCUUUUAGUGUCAGAUCUAAGAAAUCAUAGCCUAAUCCAAGGUCAUAAUAUUUGCACAUAUGUCUUCUAAGAGUUUUAUAAUUUUGUCUCCUAUAUUUAGAUCUUCGAUCCACUUUGAGUUAAUUUUUGUAUAUAGUGUGGGGUAGAGGUUCAGCUUCAUAUUUUGCAUUGAUAUAUCCAGUCACCCCAGUAUAAUUUGUUGAAAAAAUUAUUCUUUCUCCUACUGAGUUGCUUUGGUACUCAUCAAAAAUAAAUUAACUGUGUAUAAAUACAUUUAUUUUUGGACUGAAUUCUUUUCCAUUGUUCUACAUGUCUAUCCAGUAAUACCUAGUCUUGACUAUUGUGUUUAUAGUAAGCUUUGAAAUUAGAAAGUACUAAUCCUCCAAUUUUGUUCUCUUUCAAGAUUAUUUUGGCUAUUCAAGGUCCCUUGCAUUUUCAUGUGAAUUUUAGGAUCAGCUUGACAGUUUCUGUAAAACUGCCAUCUGAGAUUUAGAUGGGGAUUGUGUUGAACCUGUUUGGGGAGUAUUACCAUCUUAACAAUAUUAAGUUUUUCAGUUUGUAAACAGAGGACAUGUUCCUAUUAAGUCUUCAUUAUGUUUCUGGUUUUCAGUGUAUAACUCUUCUACUUUUCCAAGUUUAUUUUUUAUAAGUAUUUCAUUCUUUGAUGCCAUUGUAAAUGUGAUUUUUUAA
Messenger RNA from Callithrix jacchus (white-tufted-ear marmoset), 23190 nucleotides. RefSeq names its product ligand dependent nuclear receptor corepressor like (gene LCORL). Gene Ontology annotation, biological process: regulation of transcription by RNA polymerase II. NCBI's taxonomy places the organism in Eukaryota, Metazoa, Chordata, Mammalia, Primates, Cebidae. Gene Ontology annotation, molecular function: DNA binding. Gene Ontology annotation, cellular component: nucleus. The record is from RefSeq and is a predicted model, not a curated record.